Molecule: messenger RNA, 3465 nt
Organism: Tetrahymena thermophila SB210
Lineage: Eukaryota; Ciliophora; Oligohymenophorea; Hymenostomatida; Tetrahymenidae
Product: sulfite exporter TauE/SafE
Exons: 6
Biological process (GO): protein ubiquitination
Cellular component (GO): membrane; Cul4A-RING E3 ubiquitin ligase complex
Source: RefSeq, a predicted model, not a curated record
AUGAAUGUAAUUUCAAAUCUACAUUAGCAUAACUUAGAAGACAGAUAUAACAUUAAAAAGAGUAUUUUUUAUAAAAUUUAAGAAUGUCAAAAGAAAUAAUAAUUUUCCAUAGUAGAAGAUAGUGAUAUUACUUGUAUUGAGAAGUGUCCUGAAAAAUAUUACUAUUUAGAUCAAUCUACUAACUUUUGUAUUCCAUGCUAAAAUGGUUGCGUAUUAUGCAGUUAAGAUAAAUGCUUGUAAUGUGAUGAGAAAUUUUAAUCUAAAAUGAGUUACAAUAGCAAAGAGUUUAUUUGUCUUCCAAAAGAUUAUACUGAAAACAAAUCUAUGUUAUAAAUAAAUGCAUGCAAAAUUGAAAAUUGUAAAAUUUGUAAGCAAAAUCAAAAUUAAUAAACUUACUGCGAUUAGUGUGAUUAAGGAUUGGCUCUUUCUUACAAUUUUUACUAAUAAUUUUGUACACAGUGUCAAAAUCACAAUUAAAAACAAUCUGAUAAUUUUUGUUUAUCUAAACACUAAGGUAAGUAUUUGUAAUUUGAUCACUAUGAAAAUGAUAUUAAAGAAGAAUUUUGUGAAAACUGCACAAAUGAUUUAGAAUGCUUAGAAUGCAAGAUAAAUAAACAGUAAGCAUUAAGCUCUUAGUGUAACUAUUUUGAUUUAAAUGGAUUUUGUAUUAAGGAUUUAGAAAAUGAAUUAGAAAAUAGCAAGUUCCACAUUUGUCAAAAUAACAAAUUUUAAUAAGCUUUUGAACGCUUUACUAGUUAAUGUAUGCAUUUUUAUGAUCCAAAUUGUUUAAGUAUUAAUAAAAUAAUGAACAUUUGCAUUAAAUGUAAGGAAGGUUUUUUUAUGGAUCCUGCUCUGAAUUAUUGUAGAAAAUGCCAUGAUUCUUGUAGAGAAUGCCACAAUUAAACAUAAAUUUGCAGUGAUAAUGUACAUUCAUUAAGAAAUCUCGAAAAUCAAUAAAUCUGUCAAUAGGAAAAUUGUCAAGUCUGUAAUUCCAACUAAAAAUGCAUUUAGUGCAUGAGCGGAUAUUAUUUGGAUACAAAUAAUGCUUGCUAGCUCUGUCCCAGUAACUGUUCAACUUGUUCUAGCUCUAACCCUUAAAUAUGCACUUCUUGUAAUGAAUUUUACUAUAUCAAUACUAAAAGUGGUACUUGCAAUUUCUGUGAAGAAGGUUACUACAAUCAAAACUAAUCAACAGACCCUAAAAAUGUAAUUUGUGGUUUAUGCGAUUCAACUUGUGAUACAUGUAAUGGUCCUUUAAAUACCGAUUGCAUUAGUUGCAGCUACUCGCUUUCCAAAAGCCUGCUAACUGGAACAUGCUAAAUGAGUAACCAAAUUUAAAGCGAGAUUGAUUUAUAUAAUCAAAUAAGAAAUCUAAAUUGUUUAUGGGUUGAUAGAAACAAGUGCUAAGAAUAAUAAGAAUAAUCUUAAAAGCUGAGUAAUGUAAACUAUUAAUUAUAGCUUGCCUCUAUUAUUAUAGGAAGUACUGUGGGAAUUAUUUCCCCUGAAGUUAGUAGUUCUGUUUGGUUUUAUUUGCAGAAUUAAUAAUUAAUAGGCAAUAGCUAUUUCCUCAUUUUUAUAAUCAUAACUUUUGUUUUGCAUAUUUCAGUGAUUUGCUUUUCUUUAGUAGUUCCUGUAACAAACUACAUUAUUGAAUAUUGUAAAAAAAAGAGAGAAGCUAAUGCAAAUGUUACUUGUAACUAAACUCAGAACAAGUAAAAGGAUUAAGUAAACAAAUAAUUUAACACCUUAAGUAUGAGUACAAUUUCAUGUUAAUCAGAUAGUGACUGUGAUUUUAAUUUUUAUUGUAGCUCUGACUAGACUUGCCUUCAUGAGCCUAUUUGGCCUCCAUCAGUUUUAGAUGUAAUUACAUAUUUAUUGAUUCCAAUAGUAGUAGGUAUUGGAAAUGUUGGAGGAUUAGGUGGCGGUAUUGUAAAAGUCCCAAUGGUUAUGCUCAUGCUAAACUACGAAACAAAAAUAGCCACAUUUAUAUCUUACUGUGUAUUAUUUGGGAGUUGCUUAGCUAAUUCGACUCUUCUUAUUUUUAAAAAGCACCCUUUAUAUGAUAAGCCCAUAAUUGAUUAUAACAUAGUCUUAAUGAUUAAUCCUAUGGUGCUUUUAGGAACUAACAUAGGUAUUUUCUUAAAUAUACUUUUACCUGAAAUAGCUGCUGGUAUACUCUUUAUAGGCUUUUUGAUUCUGGUAUCUCCAUAUAUGUUCAAAAAAGGAUUAAAUCUGUACAAGCUAAAAAAGGAGCAACAAAAGAACUAAUUAAGUCAAAGCCUUUUAGAAAACGAUUAAGAAAAUGAAACUAAAGAGGGAUUUUCUAAGUAAGAAACUGGAAAAGAUAUGAGUAAUUACUUGGCAAUUAAUCAUGAUUCCAGCAUGAAUGAUUGUGGAUAUGAAGAAUCUAGUUUAAAAAAUGCCAAGAAGGCAAUAAAUCAUUAAGAUGUAAUUGAAACAGAGUCUAUCACUGCUUUAAAUACCAGAUCUUAGACUAAUAAUUAAAAAAAUGGAUGUUAGAUGAAUACUUCAAAAGCACUUUUAAGGUCUCAUCAAAUUGAAGAAGAAAUAGCUAUAGAGAGAUCAAACUCCUAUUUUUAAGCUUAAGAAACAAAUGACGAUCGCUUGAAAAGAUAAUCAAUUUUGAUAGGCCAUAAUUCUAUCAAAGAUAAUGAAGUAUCAUAUAACUAAAAAUAUGUUGAUCCAACUAGUACUGAAGAAUUAGAAGCAUUUUAUUAAGAAGAAUAUAAAUAAGUUCCGACAAAAAAACUUCUAUUGCUAAUAGUGGUCUUCUUCUCUGUAUAAAUGCUUGUUUUUAUCAGAGGUGGAAAAGGAUUAAAGAGUUUUGUAGGAAUUACAACGUGUUCAAUUAGCUAUUGGAUUACAAAUGCGGGAAUAUUGGUACUAGCAGUUGCUGCGGUUUUUGUAAUCAGAUUUUUCCUUUUAAAGUGGGAGAAAAAUAAGAAGAUUUUAAUAGAAAAAUAUAAUUUAAAAGAAGAAUUUGCUGAUGAUUUAGAUGUUACUAAUAGUAUUAUGUAUGCAAAAAUUUCAGUGGCAGGUUUGACUGCUGGUAUGCUAGCUGGUACAUUUGGUGUAGGUGCAGGACUAGCUCUUGUUCCUAUCUUAUUAGCAUCCGGAGUAAAUCCUUAGGUGGCAGCUGCAACAUGCGGAUUUAAUUAUUUCUUUAUCUCAACUACAACAAUCAUUCAAGUCUUUACAAAUAGUUAUUUAGAUUUAUCGCAGAUUGUAUUGUUUAGUAUCCUCUCUUUUAUUGGUGGUUUUGUAAUAGCUAAAUUUAUUUAUAACUUCGUUGAAAGAAAAAAGGCAAGUUAUCUGGUUGUUUUUAUGGUUUUUGGUUUAGCAAUACUAAAUAUUAUUUCGUUUAUAAUCUAUCUCACCAAAAAAGGAGUUAGGUAUGGAGGGGAUAGUUUAAUUAAUCAAACUCCAUUUUGUGAAGCUUAAUGA